This is a messenger RNA of Klebsormidium nitens, 1830 nucleotides long. The record is from the annotation of a GenBank genome assembly. Lineage: Eukaryota; Viridiplantae; Streptophyta; Klebsormidiophyceae; Klebsormidiales; Klebsormidiaceae.
GUAGUACCUACCUAGGUAGUAGGAUAAAGGAAAGUGGACUUCAAAGCAUGCAGCAAGGUUCUCUUCGGGCGCUGCUGUGGAUUUCUGUCGUGCGAGGGCAGUAAUAGGAGUCAAGACAAAGCGAGUUGCAUUACCAAGAUUGUUCACCAGCAUCGGCCUCUUGAGUGAUGCGCAGAGAUGUCUGUAACCAUGGCUAUGCAGGCUGUACCUUUUCCACAUAGUUCAACACAUUUUCCCUUUGGCGGACCGUCGUUUCAGAUUCUUCCGGCCUCGCUGCCGGCCUCCUCCCAACAUGCCCAACAACCAAAUAGGGAUGCCUCCAAGCAGACAGAUGCUACAGGCCAGGGUCCGAGAGAGCAAGCACCUGUUCCUCAACCGCUGCCAUGGAAGGGGAAGAGGCCCGGCAGCACAGCCAUGGGCAGGCCACCCCUGGCAGCACCGCCGCAGCAUGCGAAGAAGCAGAGCAAUUGGUCAGGGUGGAAGGCAAAGAGGAGGCGGCUAGAUGCGUCUGGACAGCAGGGAGGGCCUUUCAAAGCAGCAGUGAGUGCAGCAGACUUUCAGCAGAGGGGCAGACCUGUCGCAUCCGGCCCUACACCAGGUGCUCCACAGUAUUACAGGCAAUGGUCUGUUCGUUCUGACAGGGCGCCAGCACAGAUGGCAGCUGUCCAACCAGGCCAGAGAGUGGCGAGUGAUAUUGACCCCCCGCGACUUGUAGACCUGGCCAAGAAGAACAAGCAGAGAGCCAGGCGGUACUACAAGAAGAGCAGCAGGAAUCGAAACAAAGCCUCCCAUGAAGGAAUGCCGGAUGCUCCCAGGAACACCAAUUCAUUCCUCAUGCGGUCGCGGCUCAGAGGCCCCGUGACAGUAGACUCGCCUGUUGCUCCUGCAGUUUUGCAAGUCCCUCCUAUGCCCUCUGAGGACUGGCCUCAAGAGAGGCCCAAGGAGGCCUGGGCUGCUGAUGCUGAGGCUUUGGACGUCAACCCGUAUGGGAGCAUGAGUGGGGUCAUCCGCAUGAAGUUGACUGAGACCAGCGAGGCAACAGGCGUGGAGGAUGAGGCGGUUGACAAGGAGGAAGGGGGGGACUCUGAGGACUCUGAGGAAGGGAGCAGUGGGAGCGAGGAGUCUGAUGCGGAAGCAGACAGUGUGCAGAGGUUUGAGCAGAGGAUGGAUCAAGGUCUCUCACGCUUUGAGUUGAACUACACAGGAACAGAUGGCCAAACUGGAGAAGGAGCAUGGGAAGCCGGUAUGCUGCGACACCGGCUCUCUGAAGUUGAGGAGGACAACAUGAAGCUGGAGGAGGACAACAUGAAUCUGCGAGAGAAACUGUUUCUGGCAGAGAACCUGAUCAGGGAGCUGCAGAGGAGGUUGUCGCGGACAAGUGCAGGAGCAAGCGUAGUUCCUUCAGUGGACUCUCGAGGCAGCGGCGGUGCUUCCUAUGCCAUGGGGGCGCUGGCGUACCCUCAGGCCUCAUCGUCUGCAUCGGAGGAGGGGGCGUCAUCCGGCGGCGACCUCCUGGGCAUCCUAUUCGGGGAGGGAGAUGCUCAGAUGUGCACACCUGCUGAUGCUUUGUGUGCACCCGGCGACAUUGAUGAAGAUGCUGACUCGCGGCAACCGCUGCCUGUGCAGAAGGCUCACCCCGAGAUGCCUGCCUCAGUUGUUCAUGCAAGUGUCAGCGGUGAUACAGAUCUCACCAGAAGUACAGAUUGGGCGCGUCUCUGCUCUCUGGGCUGCAAUUGCGGCCUGGACCUUGGGCAACCUCGGACGCGCCUGAGUCCGGCUCUGUCGCUCCGAACCAGAGUGGGCCACUCGUUGUGUCACUGGAGUGCUUGA